AUGUCCCCUGUCAACGUGAGGACAGAUAGGAAAGAUGGAAAAGAUGUGGCCACCUUCCCUGUAAGAAAAGAUGACGUGUGGAUUGUGAGUUAUCCGCGUGCAGGGGUGUGGCUACAGGACCUGAUCUAUCUGCUCCUAGAGGGGGGAGAUCUCAACACGACAGACCUGAGCCUGGAGUCCGUGGAGGAUUCCAUCCCCUUCCUGGAGGCCCCGAGCCCCGGGAUGGAGUUACUGAAGACGCUGCCCUCGCCCCGUUACAUCAAGUCCCACCUGCCAUUACGGACUGCUGCCAGAGGGCGUCAGGAACAAAGAAUGCAAGGUAAACGAAAGAAGGUGAUCUACAUUACCAGGAACCCCAAGGACGUAAUGUGCUCGUUCUAUGACUUCCAUCGCACUGUCCGCAUGGUGCACUACAAGGGCACUUUCCAUCAGUUCUUCUAUCGCUUCAUCAACAUAAAUGUGAGGCUUGGAUUCACCUUCAUGGGGUAUGGUUCCUACUUCAGACAUGUGUUGGAGUGGUGGGAACAGCGAAAGGACAACAAUUUGCUCUUCCUAAAAUAUGAAGAUGUUCGUCAGGAUAUCAGAUCUAGUAUUGAACAGCUGGCAAAUUUCUUAGAGCGACCUUUGACCCCGGCCGCACUGAAAAGCAUCUACACCCAUUUUGAGGAGGAGGCCGCAUACAAUCGCAAA
This is a messenger RNA of Strongylocentrotus purpuratus (purple sea urchin), 690 nucleotides long. RefSeq names its product sulfotransferase 4A1-like. Gene Ontology annotation, cellular component: cytoplasm. The annotation marks the transcript as partial. Gene Ontology annotation, molecular function: sulfotransferase activity. The transcript is spliced from 6 exons. The record is from RefSeq and is a predicted model, not a curated record. NCBI's taxonomy places the organism in Eukaryota, Metazoa, Echinodermata, Echinoidea, Camarodonta, Strongylocentrotidae. Gene Ontology annotation, biological process: sulfation.